AUGGACAAUGGCUCUGGCAGCGACGAUGAGCUUCUCGUUCUUGAGGUACUUUAUUCGCUUUCCCGGACUUAUGAAUUUCUCAUCGUGAAACCAGAUUCAGCUGACCGGAACCCUCAGGUUCUGGAGAGCGUCAACCCCCUCUCCGCCGAGGUGUGGCCUGAAUGGAUAAACAAGGCUCAAGCUCAGGCCGAGGCCUCGCGCAUCCGGAAGGCUCCGGAACCGGCAGCCGAUGCUGGUGCCAGCGGCGCUCCCCCUGCCAAGCGGAUGAAGAAAGCCGCCCUCGGGCCCCUCGGGCAGAAGCCUAAAAACAGGAUCCCGACCUCCUCCGGAGCCGCCCUGGAACUUACCAGAACCGCAUCCGGAAUGAGGUCGGAGACCUCUGCUGAAGCCAGGAGAAUCUCUCCUCCUCCUCCUCCUCCUCAAAGUCCGGUACCUUCUGGUGCCGGCAAAUCUCCAUCCUCCCUUCGGAGAGGAACCACAAGUUCAGGGCACGCGGCCCCCAAAUCGCCCCAUCACCGCGCGGAGGAGAAACUCACCUCCCCUCCAGACCAACAAGACACGGGCGCCAGCCACACGGGCGCCGGUUUAGAAGAUGUCGGGCAGUCAGAACCUUUGGUUCCGCCCGUCCAGGAAAAGAAGAAGAAGAAGGCUACCGCCUCCCCCUCCAAAACCUCUGCAGGUAUGCCUCCUCCUGCCAGCCGCACAGCGGCGCCGACGUCUGCAGCUUCCGGCAAGGCUCCUACCUCGCCGCGCUAG
Messenger RNA from Lolium perenne, 756 nucleotides. Lineage: Eukaryota; Viridiplantae; Streptophyta; Magnoliopsida; Poales; Poaceae. The record is from RefSeq and is a predicted model, not a curated record.